GAAGGAUAGAAAUAGAAAGCAUACAGCGGCGUGUCAGUUGUGCUGUUCAGUUCCACCACAUAUCCCCGGUUGCAGAGCCAAUCCGCAUGCGAUACAGCUCUCAACUCUGUGUGUGUGUGUGUGUGUGUGUGUUUCAAGGAUCUGAAGGCGCAACGCUUACAAGAUCUGAAAUACGAAUCUAACAAAGAUUUUACUUAUUUUUUAAAUUAUACAAAAAAAAAAAAAAAAAAAGAAAAAACUGUAAAAGCAAUUUCCAUGGAGAAAACCACUGAACCCACCUCAAUGUGUUAUACUGAAAACGCAAGUGAGGAGGCCGAUAAAGGAGGGUUGUGUUUGGAGGAUUGCAUUAGUGGACUUCCUGAUGUUGUACUCGUUUCAAUAUUGUCACUAUUGACAAUGAAAGAAGCUGUAAGAACUAGUGUCCUAUCAAAGAGUUGGAGGUACAUGUGGACACACAUUACUCAUUUGAACUUUGAUUCCUCACGUGUAAUCGAAGGAAUCCAAUUGGAACAAAAGAAAGUUGAAGUAGAAAGACCAUUCUUUUUGGGUUGGGUUAAUCAAGUCUUGAAAUCCCACAAAGCUCCAACUAUAGAUGAAUUCAGAGUUCAUUUUGAUUUUGGGGAAAGUUAUAGACUUGAUAUUGACAAUUGGGUUAAAUUUGCAAUGGAAAAGAGAGUUAAGAGGCUUGAGUUAGACUUGGCAGAAUUAACCCACUAUAGUAGAGAGGAAGCGAAUUACAGUAUUCCUGACCUGGAUGGUAUUACAAAUCACUUGCAUUCAUUGUCUCUUGGGUUUACUAGCUGCAACUCCCUGACCAAUCUCCUGUUGACAUACGUCAAUGUAACUGGACAAGUUCUCGAGUACUUCUUAACUAACUUUCCAAAUCUGGAACAAUUGUCUGUGAAAGAAUCUGACACCCUUGUAAAUCUGAAAGUUCCUGAUCUAGCACUCAAAUUGAAGUGUUUGGAAAUAACUUUCUGCUUCUAUGUGGAAAGUAUUGAGAUUUCUGCAACGAAUCUCGUGUCAUUUAAGUACUUCGGACCAAAAAUAAGUCUACCAUUUAAGAAUGUCCAGUCACCUGCGGAUUUGUAUAUCGGGGGUGACUAUUGCUUUUCUCUAAUAUAUAAGUUUUUGGAUAUUUCAAGCUAUCUUUCUAAGCUAGAGAGCCUUACAUUGCAUCUGACCUCCAUGAGGAAGGUUUAUCUUAAAGAUGCCAAAUUUCCCGUAUUUAAUAAACUCAAGCGACUGAAGUUGAUAGUUAAUGCAAGAGAUGAAGAAAGCCUUAUGGAUUUUACUUUCCUGAUAGAGGCAUGUCCUUUCUUGUCUGAAUUUGUGUUGGAGCUGCGAUGGUGCGGGUCCUAUCGUAAAAAAAAACAAGGGAGGUUUACAUCUCGGCCCCAUCAUUACCUUAAGGUGGUGGAACUAAUUGGUUUUGUUGGGAGUAUAAAUGAUGUCGAGCUUGCUAUGUAUUUAAUUAAAAGUGCUGUGAAUCUCGAGAAGAUUACUUUUGAUCCUCGCCAUCCACUUCAUAUAGGAAGGGUUUGGGAGUUCAUGGAGACCAAGAGGAAAAAAGCAGCUAGAAAGAGGGCCAAGAAGCUUGGAAAGAAACUUCCUGUUGGAACAGAUUUGAUAGUCCUUUAAUUAUAUGUAUGUAUAAGUCAUCUUUGGGAAAAUAUUUUUUAUUUAUUUUAUUUUACUGAAUAAACUUCUUUGUUAUAUUUCCAUGAAUAAACUUUGGAGUUUCUCUUCGAA
This is a messenger RNA of Cornus florida, 1752 nucleotides long. RefSeq names its product putative F-box/LRR-repeat protein At3g42770. Gene Ontology annotation, molecular function: protein binding. Lineage: Eukaryota; Viridiplantae; Streptophyta; Magnoliopsida; Cornales; Cornaceae. The record is from RefSeq and is a predicted model, not a curated record. The transcript has 5 exons. Bases 256 to 1641 code for a protein of 461 amino acids.